Messenger RNA from Gadus chalcogrammus (walleye pollock), 2021 nucleotides. RefSeq names its product lymphatic vessel endothelial hyaluronic receptor 1a (gene lyve1a). Gene Ontology annotation, molecular function: transmembrane signaling receptor activity; hyaluronic acid binding. Gene Ontology annotation, biological process: cell adhesion. Lineage: Eukaryota; Metazoa; Chordata; Actinopteri; Gadiformes; Gadidae. The transcript has 6 exons. Gene Ontology annotation, cellular component: plasma membrane. Bases 37 to 864 code for a protein of 275 amino acids. The record is from RefSeq and is a predicted model, not a curated record.
CUCAUCCGCAACACCCAUUGGCCUUCCAACCUCAGCAUGAUCACAAUGAUUUUACUGCUGCCGGUCACUCUCGCCUUAUCAAGACCUCUCAAAGGCAGCGACAGAAUUGCUGGGGUUAAUCAGGUCAGCUCGGUGGAUGUCUUCCAUCAGCCUCACUACACCUUCAACGCCUCUGAGGCCAGGCUGGUUUGCCAAUCACUUGGGCUGACCAUCGCCACCAAAGCACAAGUGCAAAGGGCUCUCUCAAAGGGCUUCCAAACCUGCAGGUUUGGAUGGAUUGAUGAACACUUGGCAGUCGUUCCGAGAGCCACGCCGAGGCCCUCCUGUGGAAAAGGCAAGACCGGCCUGGUAGAGUGGAGAACCAGUGUCAAGAUACGCUUUGAUGUGUUUUGCUUCAAUGAAUCAGAUUCAGGGACACAAUUGAAGGAUACAAAAUCCGAUAGCCCGCUGACCGGCACGCACUACCAGGAGAACAGGCGUUCUCCUUCCAAACAGGACACCAUCUUGACCUCUGACCUGCUGCCCUCAGCCUCUCUCUCCUCCAUCACCUCAACCAGCAGACCUAUCUCUUCUCCUUCACUGUUCCCCAUAAGCCAAAGGCCAAAGCAGGCCCUGCUGCUGGGCAGCACCCCACGAGGCUCCCUUAAAGUGCCGACAAAACCCUUGCUUAUCGGCGUCACCUGCGCUCUACUACUGGUCAUCACUGUUGUCCUUGGGUUGGAACAAUUGAACCGCAGCUGUUUUCAGAACUGGGACAUGGGGCCACAGGAAAACUACAUUGAAACCGAGGAGAAUACAUGUGUGCCAGAGGUCACAAUAGACGAGGGGCCUGAUGACGGAGACAGUUUUGAUACAGCAAUAUGAUUUGCCGCCUAUCCUAAAUGGAUAGUAGACAAUAUUAUAUAUUUGCAACAAUAUUUUGGAUAUUUUGCUUUAAUUUACCAUCAAAUACAUGCAAAAAGGGAUUUUCCAAAAUGUUGUUGUAGACUAUGCAAAAUGGAUUUAAACUUGAACGGAAAAGGUGCACGUUAUGGUAUGCCUAAAAAUAUGUUUAGUUGUGUGGGACUGUCUCUUAAUUAAUAUGUCAAUGUUUUGUAUAUAAAUUAUGUCUAAGUUGUUCUAAGUUAAUGUAUUUCACUUUAAUUUAAUAAAUCGUUUCAGCCACAAGAGGUCACUGUGUUCAUGACAAAAUAAAUGUAAUGUUCCAGUAAAUAUUUUUAUACUUUAUACAGUGAAACUGAAUGAAACCGGGUCGUCAACUCUAUUAACAACAUCAUUUGCAGUACUGACAAUACUGAGUCAAGACAACCCUCACAAACAGGGCUAAAUAAAACACAUCAACCUUACUAAAAUAUCUCUGUCUGUGGAAAUCAUCUAUAUGCAUAUCCAUAGUAUUUAAAGUCAAUCUACCAUUCUCUACAGAUAAUGAACAUUGCACUGGGGGUUCUCCACAGUUAGGUUAUGGGUAAUGUGUUUUGCAAAUAGCAGAGCCGGUAUUUUCUUGUAAAUAAGAGUGUCAUUCAUCCUGGUUUGCAACAGAAGAUAUGUGCAAGAGAACGGGCACCCAAACAUAUUGUGCCCAGGUUCAGAUAACAGAGGUCAGUGUUAAUGAUCAGAGAUGGCUAUAUGCAAAUGGGAUCUCUAUCUGUGGAAACAUCAGUGAUAAUGGUUAUGAAACAAUCAGCAAUGCAUUGCAUUUAAUAUCCUGUUAUCGGAUUUCCCUGCCAUUAAAGCUUUUGAGUGCUGUUGCAGAAAAAAUGUAUGAGUAACUGGUAAAUAUUGAGCACUUUGGCAAGUCAUGCUGGGAUCCUCUGUUGAGGAUAUACUUCACUCAGAUGUUGAGUUCAUGGCGUCAGACUUCACAGCCUCUACUAAGAAGCUGAGUUCGUUGCACAGUGUCUCGUGUCUGUAGGCCAACCGGAUCUGGGCCACAUUAGUGCGGCGGAUGUCAUUCCCUUCAUGUCCAUCUUUCAAGUAGUUCCCUCCGAUGAAGUGCUGCUUUUCCUUUCAAAAUAAAAAAU